AUGGGACCAAUAUCACCUUAUAUUGGAAAUUUGAGCUUUCUACGGGUGUUAAGUCUUCAAAACAACAGCUUCAUUCAAGAACUUCCACAAGAAAUAGGCCGUUUACAUAGAUUGGAAGAACUAACUCUUGAUAGAAACUUCAUAGUUGGUGAAAUUCCUUCCAAUAUAUCUGGUUGUUCUAAGCUCAAACAUCUUUACAUUGGACACAAUCUGCUAGUUGGAGAAAUACCUGCUGCACUUGGCCACUUGUCAAACCUAAAGGAGUUAGGCUUUAGCAACAACACCUUACGAGGGAGUAUCCCUCCUUUUAUAGGUAACUUGUCAUCUUUGGAGAUAAUCUUUCUGCCUCUAAAUAGAUUGUCUGGGGUUAUCCCUGAAACUCUUGGCCAACUGAAGAAUCUUACCACUUUUGGCGUGGCAAUGAAUAAAAUGUCUGGUAUCGUUCCUUCCUCACUUUUUAAUCUCUCUAAUAUCAGAAUUCUUGAUAUUGGGGAAAAUAACUUUCAUGGUAGUCUUCCCUCACAAUUGGGAGUCAACAUGCCAUAUCUUGAACUGUUUUUUGUUGGCCGGAACCAACUCAGUGGACCAUUCCCUCUUUCAAUAUCCAGUGCCUCUAACCUCAUCGAGCUUCAGGUUGACGGGAACAAAUUUAGUGGAAAGAUAUCUUCAUUCCGAAACCUAGAAAAGUUGCGAAGAUUGAAUAUUGGUGAGAAUCUUCUUGGUAGCCAGGGACCAAAUGACUUAAACUUCCUCUGCUCUUUAACUAGUGCCACCAGCUUGGAAAUUGUGGCUAUCAAUGACAACAACUUUGGAGGGAUAUUACCUGAGUGCAUAAGCAAUUUGUCAAUUGCUAUCACCUAUUUUGCUAUAGAAGGCAAUUACAUAGUGGGGAGAAUGCCAGCAGGAUUUGGAAAUCUAAUCAACUUGGAGGCGCUCUCGGCAGGACAAAAUCAAUUAUCAGGUUCCAUUCCAUCUGUAAUCGGCAGGCUUCAAAAACUAAAACUUUUUGCUGUAGAUAUUAAUUCAAUCUCUGGAUCCAUCCCCACUUCAUUGGGAAAUUUAAAGAUGUUGAUGAAGUUGUAUCUAAAUGACAACAAUCUUCAAGGCGAAAUUCCUCCAAGUCUAGGCAAAUGUGAAAAUCUGAUUUUUUUAGAUCUUUCUAAUAACAAUCUCAGUGGUUCUAUACCUUCUCAAAUAGCUGGACUAUCAUCCUUGUCUAUCGGUCUAUACUUAUUUUCAAACCGUUUGACUGGCAUGCUUCCCUUUGAAGUAGGAAAUUUAAGAAAUCUUGGUGAAUUAGAUGUUUCUCAAGACAUGUUAUCAGGUGUCAUUCCAAAUGAUCUUGGUAAUUGUAUAAGGCUGGAGGUACUGCUGAUGAGAGGCAAUUUCUUCAAUGGAUCAAUUCCUUCAUCUUUGAGUUCAUUGAGAGGUCUUACAAAUUUAGACCUUUCUAGAAACAAUCUCAUUGGUAAAAUUCCUGAAUUUCUUGUGACAUUUGGCUCUUUACACUACUUGAAUCUUUCUUACAACAAUUUCGAAGGUCUAGUACCAGUUGGUGGAGUCUUUAAAAAUAUGAGUGCUAUGUUCAUUGAAGGAAACAGUAAGCUUUGUGGAGGCAUUCCUGAGUUCCACUUGCCAACUUGUGAUAACUUGAAACAACAUAGAGGGAGAUCAACUACUUCACUUAAAUCAAUAAUUGCUAUUGUUUCUGCUUUUUCAGGAGUUGUUUUGGUUUUUCACCGUACAGGCAGCUUUGGUUUUGUAUAUAAAGGAAUUCUUGAAGAGAAUGGAACAAUUAUUGCUGUCAAGGUACUUAAACUUUUGAGUCAUGGAGCUUCAAGGAGUUUUUUGGCUGAAUGUGAGGCCUUGAGGAAUGUAAGACAUCGAAACCUUGUCAAGGUAUUAACAGCAUGUUCUGGUGUGGACUAUCAAGGCAAUGAUUUUAAGGCUCUUGUUUAUGAAUUCAUGGCAAAUGGAAGCCUAGAGGAUUGGCUGCAUCCAACUGUUGGCAUGAAUGAAGGAGAGGAGACAGCAAAAAGCUUGAGUUUUUUUCAGAGAUUGAAUGUGGCAGUUGAUGUUGGUUGUGCAUUGGAGUAUCUUCAUCAUCAUUGCGAAACACCAGUUGUUCACUGUGAUCUCAAACCAAGCAAUAUUCUACUUGAUGAUGAAAUGGUUGGCCAUGUCGGUGACUUUGGGCUAGCAAAAUUCAUUGCAUCAGACGUACAAAAUAGCACUUCAAGCCUGUCAAGCUCUCUUGGGUUAAGGGGAACAAUUGGUUAUGCUCCACCAGAAUAUGGCUUGGGAUGCAAUGUGACAACAUAUGGAGAUACCUACAGCUAUGGCAUUCUUUUGCUGGAGAUGUUUACAGGGAGAAGACCCACUGAUGAAAUGUUUAAAGAGAACCUGAACCUUCAUAACUUUGUUAAAAUAGCUUUGCCAAAUCGAGUGGCUGAGAUUACAGAUCCCUCUCUUCUUCAACAAAUUUUCGGAGGAGAAACAAUGAUGAACAUUACUUUCAAUGAGAGCAGCCAAAAAGAAAACAGACUUCUUUGGAGCUUGAAUUCCAUAUUUGAAAUUGGAAUUGCCUGUUCUUUUGAAUUGCCAACUGAAAGAAUGAACAUGGCUAAUGUUGUUGCUGAGCUUUGUUCUAUAAGAGACAAGCUGCUUCCACCUCGAUUAUUAAGAACAAGAGCUGCAGCUGCUGCUUAA
Durio zibethinus is the source of this 2709-nucleotide messenger RNA. The record is from RefSeq and is a predicted model, not a curated record. NCBI's taxonomy places the organism in Eukaryota, Viridiplantae, Streptophyta, Magnoliopsida, Malvales, Malvaceae.